ACGCUCGUUGCGUAUCAACGUGGAUGAACGUCAACAUGGCCGAAUCCAUGAGAGCAGCUGCUGAGAGUUGAUGUGGCACUGAAGAGCAGCGGUGGCAGUGAACUUGAAUUGAAUAAGUAAUAUUUAUUUAGCAGAUUAAGUUGUACAGAUCUGGUCACCAUGUAUCUCCAGAAGAUGUUCUCAUGUUCUCGGCUUUUAGCGAGACCAAAUGCUCUGCAAACCUUCAGAAGAGCUGCUUCUCAAGGCAAAAUGCCUCUGGCACGGGCGCACGGUAAGUCAUUUGCCCACCGCAGUGAGCUGCGCCAGGCCAAAAGAAUCGUUGUCAAGUUGGGGAGUGCCGUCGUAACCCGCGGCGACGAGUGCGGCCUCGCUUUGGGCCGACUUGCUUCAAUAGUAGAACAGGUGGCCGUGCUUCAGAAUCAGGGUAGAGAGAUGAUGAUCGUGACCAGUGGCGCUGUAGCAUUUGGAAAACAAAGGCUGAGGCACGAAAUUCUUCUCUCACAGAGCGUCAGACAAGCCCUGCAUUCAGGCCAGAAUCAGCUCAAAGAUAUGGCACUGCCGGUUCUAGAGGCGAGAGCGUGUGCCGCUGCGGGACAAAGUGGGCUUAUGGCUCUGUAUGAAGCAAUGUUCACUCAGUACAGCACCUGUACAGCCCAGAUCCUGGUAACAAAUCUGGACUUUCACGACGACCAGAAAAGACGAAAUUUGAACAGCACCCUUCACGAGCUGCUGCGUAUGAACAUCGUUCCCAUUAUCAACACCAACGAUGCUGUGGUGCCUCCCCCAGAACCCAACAGUGACCUACAGGGGGUAAAUGUUAUCAGCAUCAAGGAUAACGAUAGUCUUGCAGCGCGGCUUGCCGUGGAGAUGAGGGCAGAUCUUCUCAUCGCUCUCUCUGAUGUAGAGGGCCUUUAUGACAGCCCACCGGGGUCAGAUGAUGCCAAGCUCCUGGACACAUUUUACCCUGGGGACCAGCAUUCCAUAACCUAUGGCACAAAGUCCAGGGUCGGCAUUGGAGGAAUGGAAGCUAAGGUAAAAGCUGCCCUCUGGGCUCUCCAAGGUGGGACUUCUGUUGUGAUUGCUAAUGGUACACACCCCAAAGUCACAGGUCAUGUGAUCACUGACAUUGUUGAGGGCAAAAAAGUGGGAACAUUCUUCUCAGAGGUCAAGCCAGCUGGCCCUACAGUUGAGCAGCAGACAGAAAUGGCUCGUUCUGCUGGCAGGACACUUGCUUCCCUUGAACCCGAACAGAGAAGUGACAUCAUCUGUGCAUUUGCUGAUCUCCUCACCGAGAGGAAAGACGAGAUCUUAUCUGCCAACAAAAAGGACAUGGAGCAUGCUGCCAGCAUAGGUCGUCUGUCUCCAGCCUUGCUGAAGCGACUCAGUUUGUCAUCAUCAAAGCUGAACAGUCUGUCCAUCGGUCUGCGCCAGAUCGCAGUGUCCUCUCAGGACAGCGUUGGCAGGGUUCUGCGAAGGACCCGUGUGGCAAACAACCUGGAGCUGGAGCAGAUCACCGUCCCCAUAGGAGUACUGCUGGUCAUCUUUGAGUCCCGGCCAGACUGCCUCCCCCAGGUUUCUGCUUUAGCCGUUGCAAGUGGAAAUGCUCUUUUGCUGAAAGGUGGCAAAGAGGCAGCCAACACAAAUCGCAUCCUGCAUGAGCUCGCCCAGGAGGCCCUGUCCAUACAUGGAGUGAAAGACGCCAUCCAGCUGGUGAGCACGCGUGAAGAGGUGGAGGAUCUGUGCCGUCUGGAGAAGAUGAUUGAUCUGAUCAUUCCCCGUGGCUCCUCUCAGCUAGUCAGAGAUAUUCAGCGUGCAGCGAAGGGCAUCCCUGUUCUUGGUCAUAGUGAGGGGAUCUGCCAUGUUUAUGUGGACCAUGAGGCCAGUAUUGACAAAGCCAUCAAGAUCAUCCGAGACUCCAAAUGUGACUACCCUGCAGCCUGUAACGCCAUGGAAACCCUGUUGGUGCAUCGAGAUCUUCUCAGAACACCACUGUUUGAUCAGAUCAUCGACAUGCUGAGAACAGAACAUGUGAAGAUCCACGCUGGCCCCAAGUUUGCAUCCUACCUGACCUUCAGUCCAUCAGAGGUGAAAUCUCUGCGUACCGAAUACGGGGAUCUGGAGUGCUGUAUCGAGGUGGUGGACAGCAUGCAGGAGGCUGUUGAUCACAUUCAUAAAUAUGGCAGUUCCCACACUGAUGUUAUUGUCACGGAAAAUGAGGAAACAGCAGAGCAGUUCCUUCAGCAAUUGGAUAGUGCCUGUGUCUUCUGGAAUGCCAGCUCACGGUUUGCUGAUGGAUAUCGGUUUGGUCUCGGUGCGGAGGUUGGCAUCAGCACGGCCCGUAUUCAUGCCCGUGGGCCUGUGGGGUUGGAAGGGCUUCUCACUACCAAGUGGGUCUUACGGGGCGAAGGCCACACAGCUGCAGACUUCUCUGAGCAGGGCAGCAUGACGUAUCUGCACGAGAAUCUUCCAGUGGCGCAGCUUCUUCCUGGACGCAGAACCACCAGCUAGAGUCUUUAAGUAAAACUCACCCACUUAAAA
Molecule: messenger RNA, 2538 nt
Organism: Rhinichthys klamathensis goyatoka
Lineage: Eukaryota; Metazoa; Chordata; Actinopteri; Cypriniformes; Leuciscidae
Gene: aldh18a1
Product: aldehyde dehydrogenase 18 family, member A1
Exons: 18
Coding region: 160-2508 (782 amino acids)
Cellular component (GO): mitochondrion; cytoplasm
Molecular function (GO): glutamate 5-kinase activity; ATP binding; glutamate-5-semialdehyde dehydrogenase (NADP+) activity
Source: RefSeq, a predicted model, not a curated record